Molecule: messenger RNA, 2127 nt
Organism: Penicillium hordei
Lineage: Eukaryota; Fungi; Ascomycota; Eurotiomycetes; Eurotiales; Aspergillaceae
Product: Zn(II)2Cys6 transcription factor
Exons: 3
Coding region: 1-2127 (708 amino acids)
Biological process (GO): positive regulation of transcription by RNA polymerase II; DNA-templated transcription
Cellular component (GO): nucleus
Molecular function (GO): DNA-binding transcription factor activity, RNA polymerase II-specific; sequence-specific DNA binding; zinc ion binding
Source: RefSeq, a predicted model, not a curated record
AUGGUCUCUGAAUCCCAUCCACGAAAAUCCCCCUCGGCGCCUGAGUGUUUCAGAACCGCUUUAGGCAAGCGUCCUUUGUAUACGACCAAUGUCGACGGGGACGAGGAGAACCGUCGGAAAGAUCCGAAAAUUAGUAGGGCUUGUGACAUCUGUAAGAGAAAGAAGAUACGGUGCGAUGGCAUACUUCCAUGCAGCAAUUGCGCUAAGAGAAAGCUCCAUUGCGCUUAUGACGCAAAAUAUGGCCGAGGGCGGCCUCCAACUCCUCCACCUUCAACCACAAUCAAUGAACGCCAACAAAGACCACGAAGUGAUAGCUUAAACGACCUUUGUAUCUGGCAGCAACCAGCACCUGUUGCUCAUGAUUUCCUGUCCUCACAAGUGCUUUCUCGCCCUUCGCCUGAAAUCGAAAUCGAGGGCCAAUAUGUUGACCCUACCUCGGGAUUGAACUUUUUACAUCGAGCGUGGAAGAAGUUGUUGACACAAAAGGAUGAAUCUGCAUCAUAUGACCCGAAUGAUAUGGAGCGAAAUCAACUUCUCACUUCGGCCGGAGACCGUCCGUUUCACGUCGAAAAUAGCGCAUCAGAUGGCUUCAUCCCAGAUGCCGCCACAGCGAGAAAGCUACAGGAGUUCUAUUUCGAAACGUGUGUUGUGACCUACCGUAUUUUCCACCGACAAACGGUUGAAGGCUGGAUGGAGAUGUUCCUGAGAGAUCGACAGUUAGGAAAGCCGAUUGCUCAGUCCAUUGGUAAUUCCAGGGCUGCGAUUCUUCUUACCAUCAUGGCUAUUGCGACCCUGCGCCUUGAGAAAGUGCAUGGGGAAAUGUCCACGGAAGAUGAGUCACUUGUUCUGCAACGCUGUGACGACUUGUUUUGUGCUGGUAUGAGAUUGACCGAAAUGGAGAUGGGGUUCCCUCGUCUUGAAUCAGCGCAGGCACGUCUCAUUCAAGUCCUCUACCUUCUUCAAACAGCUCGUAUGAAUAAAGGCUGGUAUACAUUUGGGAAUGCAUUCCAUAUCACUCUCUCCUUAGGUAUGCACAGGAAACGCGAUCAAAAGCGAGACUUUCCAUUCACGAGUAAGCGACAAAAUUACAUUACUUCAGAGUGCUAUAAACGCACCUUCUGGGUAGCUUAUAUCAUCGACAAAUACCUUAGUGUUGUAUUUGGGCGGCCUCGGCUUUAUCAAGAUGGAGAUAUUGAUCAGAACUUUCCAGAUAAUAUCAACGAUGAGGACAUGACGCCGCAGGGACCUUCCAUCUCAGAUGACCCAGCUGAUUGUUAUAUUGAUGCUCUCAUAUUUCAUGCAAAGUACAUGUCUGCCUACUAUGACAAUAUCACUCUGCUAACAGUCAGCGACCUGUCCAACCAAGAUCGCUUAGCAGCUGCCCAUCGAUCUAGCCGCGAACUACAUGAAUGGCAUGCGAGUCUGCCACCACACUUGGGUAUUGUGAAACCGUCAACAUUGGUCCCCAGUUUCCGGCGUCAAGCCAUCGCCUUGCAGCUCGCGUAUUCCCAUGCCCUCAUUCACACCAAUCGGCCGUUCCUUUUGACUGGAGGAGGGUCUGAGAAUGUCAUUGAAUGCAUCUCUGCCACCAAGGCUAGUUUAGAGCUCGUCAACAGAAUGGCUGGGGAUAAUACGCUUCUUCAUUCUUUCUGGUGGACACACUAUGUCAUCUUCUGCGCACUAGCAGUGGUCUAUGUUUGGGAAAUUCAGCGAACUACAAGACCCACGGAUGAGAUUGAUAGUCAGUCUGUAGGUAAGAUGUUUGAUCUCGCAGAGAAAUGCCAUGGUCAUCUCAAGCGAGCGUCUACCGGUCUAUCGCAGAACAAACGAUACAGCAUCAUACUGGACGAACUGAGAUCCGAGGCCCAGAGAUGUCGAAUGGGAAAUCCGCCACAUCCAAACCAAGGUGGCCGUCCCAAUGGCGAAAACAACGCCAACACCGAUACUGGAUUUCCAUUCUUGCAAGAUUCGGAUAUGUUCGGGUCUGCGAGCGCUCAGGAAGAGAUCAUGCCGAAUAUAUUGGAUAGUUUUCUGUUCAGCGACUGGCAGACACUUGAUUCCUCGGCCAUCUUCCCAUUUCCUGACCCAAAUUCCGUUUCUCCGACAUAUUUCCCCGCAGUUCCGUGA